Molecule: messenger RNA, 787 nt
Organism: Lucilia sericata (common green bottle fly)
Lineage: Eukaryota; Metazoa; Arthropoda; Insecta; Diptera; Calliphoridae
Exons: 2
Coding region: 54-662 (202 amino acids)
Source: RefSeq, a predicted model, not a curated record
UUUCAAAAUUCUCAAAAAAUACUCUAUUCCUAAUAAAUAUCUAAAACAAAAUUAUGCAAUCUGUACGCAAAUUACGUCUACCACCCCUCAACUACUGGAAACAACAAUAUGCCAUUGUGUUAAUGUCCCACACCAAGGCUGGCUAUCCCAUAGUUCUAUCACUACUCGACAUGGGCAUGUAUGUAGUGGCCGUUUCGCCACACUUUAAACAAAAUGAAGUUUUACGACACCUCUUGAGUAACGAACAAAGACAACGCUACUUCACCAAACAGGUGGAUCUGCACACUAUAAUGUCUAUAAAUAUGUUAAUAAUGGAAUUAAAAUUGGAAGCCAAACAAGUGAAACUCUUUUUAUGUCUAAUACCACAAAUCAAUGAACGGGAGAAGAGAGAUAUUUUCGAAAAAACUAGCGCUGCAUUGCUGCAAACGAUCUUGGAGGUAAAUGAUUUGGGUGUGGGUGCCCUAUGUGCAACAGCCAAACGUCAUGUAAUCCAAGAGGAUUAUAGUCAUGUGUGGUGUAUGAGAUUUCAUCAUAACGAACCUGAUUUGGUUCAUGAUUAUUUGGAAUAUUUAAUGGGUUUAGCAUGUGCAGCUCCCAGGAAUUUGAAUGUAAAUUUAGUGAGACAAAAUGAAAAAGAGAAAUGUAAUUGUAUGAUGGAAUGAUACAAUAUUUGAGAGCGGAAAGUAUUUUGUGUAUAGACUACUUUAAAAUCUAAAAAAAGUACUCUUUUGUACUAGUUCAAUUUCAAUACUUAAAUUUCCCAUGCCUGUUAUUUAAUAUCGUUGAA